AUGCCGGACUUGAACUCUGUGCCCGCUUCUCCUCACCCAACGAGAUCAUCUUCACGUCGCCAGUCCAGCAGCCUUCAGAUGGCUACCGCCACGGCUGCCGCCCCAGCCGACCGCCGCCCGUCGCCGCAGCUCACGUCUGCCCAGCUCGCCCAGCAGCCCGAGUCCGCCAGCGGCCCUGGCCCUUUACGGCAUCCUCGUCCCAUGACCGCGUCUGAGCUUCACAUGCAGCUCGAAAAAGAACAAGAAGCUUUGGUCAACCGCCUCACCCGCGAACUAUCCCUGCUGCGAGCCACUCACAACGCCUCUGUAGCGUCUAAUGCGUCCUCGGCCUCUGCGGCGACCAGUCACGAUCCCAUCGCCGAGACAUCACUGCUGUCAGGAUCAGGCUUCUCCAUACCCACGACCAGGCGCCACCAUCGCACCUCGUCCACCGCCAGCCAGAGUCACCAGCUGGCAUCUUCCUUCGAAGGCCGCGGCACACACUUUCCCCGACCGCCGGCGCCGGUACCACUGUCGAGACAGGAUAGCACCCAAUCUCGAUCCAGCCAGGCCGCGCCGGGCGGCGGCGUACAUCUUACUGGUGCCGGAGCAGCUGGCGGUGCAUCGGGGUUGGAUCCCUCCAGCUACUUCCAUCACCAGCGUGUGCCACACCAUACUUCGAGCAAUUCCGUUGCCGCGACGCCGGGCAGUAGCUUCGGUGGCGAUCAUAUGAGCCCAGCCCUUAUGCCGGCGACGGUGCGCUAUGAGGAGACGGCAUUUUACCGCCACGAGCUUGAAACGGCCAAGAAGGAAAACGACUUGCUCAAAAAGCGGGUGCGUGAGCUGGAGAAGAUCGUACGUGAGCGCCGCGAGAGCAGCGCCAGUAGACACGUGCGCAGCGAGAGCGUUAGCACCACGGCGAGCACGAAUGUUGUGCCGACAGGCGGCACCAGCAUCGCCGGGCCGCGCGACAAGGGCCGCUCCAGCGCCAGGCAGAGCGUUAUGAGCGUGGCGGUGGGCGUCCCUGAGGACGAGGUCAAGCAACCACGGGAAAUUGGAAACGGACAAUUCGUGUUCGUCGUCCUGUUUUUAGUGUUCGUCUCUUUUCAGUCCACAGCAAUUCAUGCGGUCAACCGCAGCAAGCAUCUCAUUGAACAAUCAUCAUAA
Molecule: messenger RNA, 1146 nt
Organism: Akanthomyces muscarius
Lineage: Eukaryota; Fungi; Ascomycota; Sordariomycetes; Hypocreales; Cordycipitaceae
Exons: 7
Coding region: 1-1146 (381 amino acids)
Source: RefSeq, a predicted model, not a curated record